Messenger RNA from Misgurnus anguillicaudatus (oriental weatherfish), 6619 nucleotides. RefSeq names its product apoptotic chromatin condensation inducer 1a (gene acin1a). Gene Ontology annotation, molecular function: RNA binding. Lineage: Eukaryota; Metazoa; Chordata; Actinopteri; Cypriniformes; Cobitidae. The record is from RefSeq and is a predicted model, not a curated record. Gene Ontology annotation, biological process: RNA splicing. Gene Ontology annotation, cellular component: precatalytic spliceosome; ASAP complex.
CACUCCGCCUCUUCCGGAAGCGCUCGUGGCGCGCUGACGUCAGUGAGGAAGGCGUUGCGGACUGCGCGAGCUACAGAACGAGCGAAAGGGAAUCAAGAUGGCGGACCUCGAAGAUGUAACGCUGGACGGGAGGCCGCUCCAAUCGCUCCGUGUGGCGGAUUUGAAAGCCGCGCUGGAGGAGAGAGGGCUUCCGAAAAGCGGACAGAAGAAUGCCCUCGUCAAGAGGCUCAAGGGGGCUCUCAUGUUGGAGAACCUUCAGAAAACCUCCUCUCAUCACAUCGGCCUGCAGCCCAACUCCCGGAUUGGGGAGGAAAUGAGCCAGAACAGUUUUAUUAAACAGUACCUGGCAAAACAGCAAGAGCUGCUCAGACAGCGAUUGGAGAGAGAGGCACGAGAAGCUGCAGAAAAUGACGGAACAGACCAGGAAGACCACACAGAGGCACAAGACGGCACAGUCUGUCCUGCCCCUAACCAGGAUGUUGCUCCAACCUUAGUUGACCAACACAAGCCUACAGCAAGUGAGGGCAAUGAGCACAGAGAUAAAGAAAUGCCCGGACAGCCAUCACCCUCCACACCUGCCCAACCUGGGGCGAUAGCUUCUUUGUCAGUGCGAGUUGUUGGUGAAAGAGGGCCGACUUCAAGCCACGUAGCAGCCGAUAGUGAUGACGACAGCGGGGACGAUGAUGAGGAAGAGUGGAAAACGAAGGCUCCGCGGAGUCGUAAAGCAGAGCUGCCAAAAAGCCAACCGUUGAGGGAAAGAUCCAGUGGCUCACAGCAGCAGCAGCCACCCCCCCAACACAUACCUUUGCAGCUCAGACAGCCCACUCCACCACCGUCUCCUCCACCUGAACUUUCUUUUCCGCUCCCAGACACCCCUAAACAGAGCCCCCCUAGUCCAGGAGAGCCACCGUCUAGGCAGCGCAUGUCUAGCUCUUCCAGCUCUGGUAGUUCAAGUAGUGACAGCCGUAGCAGUAGCCCAGAACCAGCGGGCGACUCCACAGAACGCAGACCCGGACCUCUGACCUUACUGGCGCGUAAAAUGGCAUCUGAAGGAGCUUUUUCUGGGACGGGCAAGCAUGGUAGGGAGGGGGUUGAUAGGCAGUCUGCAAUUACCCACACAGCAAAUGCAGCAUCAGUUCUGUCAUACCCUAGUUCAGUGAUCUCCAACCAGGGAGUUAGUGUUGUCAGGACGGCAGUGAUAGAUGAGAGCAAUGCUUUGGAGCAGGAUGGGGAAAGACGUCAUUCAUUGGGGCAAGAGAACGAAAAGCGGGAAAGACAAAAAGAAAAAGAGAGGAUGAAAGCUCUUGAAAAGGAGAGAGCACUAGAACAGGAAAGACGUGAGCGCGAAGAAGCUCUAAAACGGGAGAGGGAAGAGAGAGAGAGGGCUUUGGAACUACAGAGAAUAGAGAGAGAAAAAGAGCGAGAAAGACUAGAGAGAGAACAGGCUCUGGAACGAGAAAGGCAAGAAAAAGAGAGACUGGAGAGAGAGAGAGCUUUAGAGAGGGAGAGGCUGGAGCAAGAGAGGAUAGAAAGAGAGCAAGCUUUAGAGAGGGAGAGACUAGAGCGAGAAAGGAAAAAAAGAGAGAAAGCUUUGGAGAAAGAGAGGAUAGAAAGAGAGAAAGCUUUGGAAAAAGAGAGGAUAGAAAGAGAGAAAGCUUUGGAGAAAGAGAGGAUAGAAAGAGAGAAAGCUUUGGAAAAAGAGAGGAUAGAAAGAGAGAAAGCUUUGGAGAGGGAGAGGAUAGAGCAAGAGCGGAUAGAAAGAGAGCAAGCUUUGGAGAAAGAGAGGAUAGAAAGAGAGCAAGCUCUGGAGAGGGAGAGACUGGAGCGAGAGAGGAUUGAAAGAGAGCAAGCUCUGGAGCGAGAGAGGAUAGAAAGAGAGCAAGCUUUGGAGAGGGAGAGGAUAGAGCGAGAGCGGAUAGAAAGAGAGCAAGCUCUGGAGCGAGAGAGGAUAGAAAGAGAGCAAGCUUUGGAGAGAGAGAAGAUAGAAAAAGAGCAAGCUCUGGAGCGAAAGAGGAUCGAAAGAGAGCAAGCUUUGGAGAAAGAAAGACUGGAGAGAGAGAAGAUAGAAAGAGAGCAAGCUCUGGAGAGGGAGAGACUGGAGCAGGAGAGGAUAGAAAGAGAGCAAGCUCUGGAGCGAGAGAGGAUCGAAAGAGAGAAAGCUCUGGAGAGGGAAAGACUUGAGCAAGAGAGGAUAGAAAGAGAGCAAGCUCUAGAGAGGGAAAGACUGGAGAAAGAGAGGAUAGAAAGAGAGCAUGCUUUGGAGAAAGAGAGGAUAGAAAGAGAGCAAGCUUUGGAGAAAGAGAGGAUAGAAAGAGAGCAAGCUUUGGAGAAAGAGAGGUUAGAAAGAGAGCAAGCUUUGGAGAAAGAGAGACUGGAGAGAGAGAGGCUAGAAAGAGAGCAAGCUUUGGAGAAAGAGAGGUUAGAAAGAGAGCAAGCUUUGGAGAGGGAAAGACUGGAGAGAGAGAAGCUAGAAAAAGAGCAAGCUUUGGAGAAGGAAAGACUGGAGAGAGAGCAGCUAGAAAGAGAGCGUGCUUUGGAGAAGGAAAGACUGGAGAGAGAGAAGUUAGAAAGAGAACAAGCUUUGGAGAAGGAAAGACUUGAGAGAGAGCAGCUAGAAAGAGAGCAAGCUUUGGAGAGGGAAAGACUGGAGAGAGAGAAGUUAGAAAGAGAGCAAGCUUUGGAAAAGGAAAGACUGGAGAGAGAGCAGCUAGAAAGAGAGCGUGCUUUGGAGAAGGAAAGACUGGAGAGAGAGCAGCUAGAAAGAGAGCAAGCUUUGGAGAGGGAAAGACUGGAGAGAGAGCAAGCUUUGGAGAAAGAGAGACUGGAGAGAGAAGCUGCAUUGGAGCAACAGAAACAAGAAAAAAAGGCCAAGGAACAGGAAAGAUUGGAAAGAAAGAAGUCUUUGGAGAGAGAACAACUUGAAAAGGAAAGAGCUUUGGAACAAGAGAGGUUGCAAAAAGAACAAGCUCUUGAGCGUGAGAAAGAAGCACAAAGGAAAGCAGAACAGGAGCGAGAGCAAGCCUUGGAGAAAGAAAGAGAGGAGAAGGCUUUAAAAGAAGAAACGGAGAGAACAUUGGCGGAGAAGGAACAAAAAAGAAUACAGGAUGAGGAACGAGAGAAAGAAAGAGAAAGCCGUCUUCCUCCAUGGAAACGUGGCCGUGAUAUUAGUGCUUUCUCCCGUCCAGUGGCUAAAACUCCUGAGAGUCAUUCAGGGAAGCCUGGUGGUAGUGAGGAUGGGGAUCCUCAAAGUGUCAGCAAUGAUUCUCAAUCUACAGAGUCUGUCCCACAACAGUCACCCACACCCGUAACACCAUUAUCCCCUCAGUCCUCCUCUAAGAAAUCUCGCAUCCUCAGAGAUACUCCUUUGACUACUCCUCUCCCAUCAUCUCCAGCUUCUGUGUUGAAGAGACCUCGGACCUUCUCAGACAGACCUAUGCCACAAGUUCCCAUAAUUCCGUUACCAACUAAAUCUGAAGAAGUGCAAGAAGAUGCUGCUAAGGACCCUCAAACGUCACUGCAGACUGUCAGCCAAUUCCCAGAUGAGCGCAAAUCCCCAGAUGUGGCUGCCCAAAAACAUGCAUCACAACAGGAAGAGAAGAAGGAGGCAUCAAAAGCAUGCAGAGAGAUCCAAGACAAUGAAGAAGACACUAAACAUGAAACGGUUAGGAAAGUUAGGGAUGAGGAACAACCUCCUUCAUCCCCUCCAGAGAAGAAAAGAGAAAGGGAGACCGUAAAGAAAGAGGUGGAGAAAAGAGAAAGAAAAUCAUCCUCCUCCUCCAGUGAUAGUUCCUCGUCUGACUCAGAUUCUGGGUCUUCUUCCUCUUCACGUUCCUCUAGUUCAUCAUCAUCAUCCUCGCAGGAGAAAACCCAUUCUAUUCCAGACAGUAGGAAGUCUAAAGACAUCCAGAAAGACAUUUCAUCUCGGCACACUGAAAAAGAUAGCCAAUCUGUGGCUGUGAUUGAAAAGCCUCCUACAGCCCAGCGUAAAAAACGUGUUUUCACAGAGCAGGAGGAGAAAGAUGUGAGCAAUGUAGACGUCAUUCAGACUAAGAGGCCCUGCAUUGAGCUGCAGGAGAAGACGACAACAGAAACGAAAAAGGAAGAUACUGGUGAAGAUGAGACUAUGGAAAACACUACAAGUAGUGAGGUGAAGGAAGCAGUCAUGGCUGAGCCCGAGAAGCUUCCAGAGGGCAGUGAGGAGAGCACCACGCCAAAGACCUUCUCCGCCCGGCGAAUCUCGCUUGGCAGUAGCAAACCGUCUCCUGGAGCGGUGAGUUCGGAAGGGGAAGUGGAGAGCGCGAGCGUGUCUGCUUCUGGUAGGAAGAGGAGAUGGGGCUCAAGUACAGCCGUCACUGCCAAGAAACCUUCAAUCAGCAUCACCACAGACUCUCUAAAAUCUUUAAUUCCUGACAUCAAGCCUAGCUUGGGCCAGGAGGCCGUUUUAGACCUGCAUCCAGAGGAGAUGCAUCUUUCUGGUGAAGAGGAAGGCGGAGAGAGAGGCGACCAAGACUUGAAAAUCAGGCGAACUGUAACACAGGUUGUGCCAUCUGAGACACAAGAGAAUGGACAGAAGGAGACCAAAAGAAGUGAUCGUGAAGAUGAGGAGGAAAGAAACGACAGGCAGCGCAGACUUAGCCAGGAGGAGAAGACGGAAAACUCCAUUCAAAUUUCUGUGGAUGCAGAGAUGUCCUCCCCUGGACGUGAUGUAGACACGAAGACGGUGACUCCCAGUGACACACUGAUUCGGCGAUCCAUUAGCCAGCAGAAGUCAGGAGUGAGCAUCACCAUCGAUGACCCAGUCCGCACAGCCAAGCAGCCCUCCCCUCCUCGUGGCAAGCUCUCUAACAUCGUCCAUAUCUGCAAUCUGGUGAGGCCGUUCACACUGGGGCAGUUGAAGGAACUGCUAAACCGCACGGGUGCUGUAGUCGAGGAGGCUUUCUGGAUCGACAAGAUUAAAUCUCACUGUUACGUCACAUACUCCAGCGCAGAAGAGGCAAUGGCCACACGGACGGCACUACAUGGGGUUAAAUGGCCCCAGAGUAACCCAAAGUUCCUCAGUGUUGACUUCUGCCUGCAGGAGGAGUUGGACUUCCACAGGGGUCUGGGUCCAGCUGGAGAAAAACCACCAGAGGAGGCACGUGGGGCGGCCCCUACAGGGCCAAGCCGUACAGUUCCCCAACCUCUUCUUCCAGACCGUGACCAAUGGGCAGAACGAGAGAAGGAGAUGGAAAGGCGCGAAAGAGCGCGCGCGGAAAGGGAAUGGGACCGGGACAAGGUGAGAGACUUCACCAAACCCGGAGAAGAACGGGAGGCUGGGGCCAGACGGUCGCGGUCUAGAGAACGGGAGAGGCGGCGCAAGGAGAGAGGGAAGAGCAAAGAGAGAAAGACAGAGAAGAAGGAAAAAGCUCCAGAAGAGCCACCGGCGAAACUGCUGGAUGACCUGUUUCGCAAAACCAAAGCGGCACCCUGCAUAUACUGGCUCCCGCUUAAUGAAGAACAGGCAGCACUGAGGGUAGAGGCUCGUGCCGAGCGCAUGAGAGAGCGAGAAAAGCGGAGAAAGGAGAUGGAAGAGGAGGAGGAUAAAAAGCGCGAAGAGGAGCGCAGGGAGAGAAUGAAGGCCAGCGGAGCGGCCGGAGGAGAGAACGAGAGAGAGCGCGACAGAGAGCGAGACAGGGGUCGAGAGAGGGACCGCGAGGCGGAUAAGCGAAGAGAAGGAUAUCGCAGGCCUGCCGGAAACAGUGCGAGCGGCAGCAGAAGGUCAAGGAGCCGGAGUGACCCUCCGCCCAGAGACCGACGGCGCUAAUGAAAAUCUGGAACUGUCCAGUUUGUAAGGCCCUUUCCUGUACGUGCCGUAACAGCUCUAUGCCUACCUUUCUGAGGACCAACUCAGACUCGAUACAAACACACACACACACACACACACACACUGCAUAAAGAUGCACACAAGUGCACACACUCAUUGGGACCACGGUGGUGCUGUGUCUCCAUGUAGACUCUUGUCUCGUCGUCUGGGCUUUUAAGACUCCUGGUGUUCAUUUCCCCUUCUCAGUGUUAAUAGACUUCUGGCAUAACUGGGCCGCACUGCAAGACAUCAUCUUAUUUGAAAUGUCACCAGCUGAUGGUAAAGCAGGGACUCUUCUGUUUGUAAGGGUCCUGUCCUCGAGCCCUAACCCACAGCCUCUGCCCCUCUGUCAUGUUUUUAGGUAGUUUUUUUUAUUUUGAGGUUUGGUGAUGUCUUCGUUCUUCUUCAGUGUAGUGCAGGAGGAUGAGUGAUGCUGCCUUCUUAAAGAAAUGAUGAUGAUGAUGAUGAAGAUGAUCUGAAAGCUUUGGUGUGACCAGACUCGUCAUUUAAACCAGACUACCAUGUGUUUUCUCCUUUGUUUCCCCUCUCGUUCAUAUUUUCUUGUCGUUUUAUAUCGUCCGCUUUUUACCACACUUUUGCUGUUACCCGCGUUGCCAUGGAGAAUGGGAUGCAUAUUUAACCUUUUCACAUUUGGUUUUAAAGUUUUUUUUAUUGUUUUAGCGUAAAUGCUGACAUUUGCUUUCUUUUUAUUUUUUUUGUUUGCUCCUGUAAGUGCUGAAUGUACAAAUAAUAAAAGGUUACAUCUAAGAUCUGAAA